AUGUCUAGCGGUAUCCCCAAGACGAUGAAGGCGGCGGUCCUUACAGGCGCGCAGAAGCCACUCGAGAUCAAAGAGAUCCCAGUCCCAGAACCUCAGACAGGCGAAGUCCUGAUCAAGGUCCACGCAUGUGGUGUCUGUCACAGUGACCAUCACGUUCUGAAUGGAGAUAUGGGACCACCUGGCAUCCAACUCCUCGGCCACGAGUUCAUCGGAACCGUCGUCAAGACCACAAAAGGUGAGAAGAAGUGGAAGGUCGGCGAUCGUGUCGGUGGGCCAUGGCACGGCGGCCACGACCUCUCCUGCCGCGCCUGCAACCGCGGCCUCUUCCAAAUGUGCGAAAACAAAGCCAUCAACGGCGUAACCCGCAACGGCGGCUACGGCGAAUACGCAACCCUCCGCACCGAAUCCGCCGUCCGCAUCCCAGCAAACAUGGAUCCCGCCGAAGUAGCUCCCCUCCUCUGCGCCGGCGUCACUGUCUUCAACGGAAUCCGCCAGCUGAACAUUCUCUCCGGUGAGAUCGUCGCCGUCCAAGGACUGGGAGGUCUGGGACAUCUUGCGAUUCAGUAUGCGAGGAAGAUGGGGUAUAGGACUGUGGCGCUUUCGAGAGGAAGUGCGAAGAAGGAUUUCGCGAUGAAGUUGGGCGCGACGGAUUAUAUCGAUACCGAAGCUGGCGAUGUCGCAGCUGAAUUGCAGAAACUCGGCGGCGCAGCAUGUAUCGUCGUCACGGCUCCCAACCCGGACGUCAUCACGCCUCUGAUCGGGGGUCUGGAUAACAAGGGCAAACUGCUCCUCUUCACAGCUAUUGGACCGGUCCCGGUCAAUACGGUGGAUAUGGUCUUGAAGGGGUUGUCAGUUCAUGGAUGGCCGAGUGGACAUGCGCUGGAUAGCGAGGAGGCGAUUGCGUUUGCGGAGAAGCAGGGGGUUAAGUGUAUGAUUGAGAAGUUCCCGCUGGCGAAGGCGAAUGAGGCGAUGGAGCAUAUGAUGAGUGGGAAGGUGAGGUUUAGGGCUGUGUUGACGAUGGAUUAG
This is a messenger RNA of Fulvia fulva, 1026 nucleotides long. RefSeq names its product Alcohol dehydrogenase patD. The coding region runs from base 1 to 1026 and encodes 341 amino acids. The transcript is spliced from 3 exons. The record is from RefSeq and is a predicted model, not a curated record. NCBI's taxonomy places the organism in Eukaryota, Fungi, Ascomycota, Dothideomycetes, Mycosphaerellales, Mycosphaerellaceae. Gene Ontology annotation, molecular function: oxidoreductase activity.